AGCUCUCUUCCAUGGAUUCUUGCCUCCAACUACUGGGGGUGGGAGAAGACUUUACCGGUCUAUCUGUGUUUACACGUAUUAUCAAGCCAACACGCCGUACAUUACUACACUCCACAAUUUAUGACAAACCUCGGGGCAGCAAAAGCUCUACUACCGUGCCUGAUAAUGGCCUACAGUAUCCCAAGUAUUCUUACUGCCCUGGAAAGCACCGACAAGAGCCUGUUCGACUGGUGGCCCGUCGCCCACUGUACCUUUCCGGUAUUGGUAUACGUGAGCAGCAAAUUUCCCCGGGGAAUGAAGGCCAUCCCGCAAGGCGUGGAAGUUGUCUUCAGCAGCGUCGACCUUCCCUACCAGCGACGGCUCUUUACCGCCAUUGCCGUCGUUUCCAGCGCUGUGCACGUCACCCUGAUUUGGAGCCACGGCGCCGCUCUCCUUAACGAAGGCGUCGUUAGCCUGCUUUCGUUACCACUUGCGAGGACGCUUGCGUCUUUGACUGCCCUUACUGUUGCGUGGGGCAUGUACAUGUCAUGGGAGCUGCGGCGGAUAUUCGCUACGGAGGUCACUCUGGUCAAGGCCUGGGCAGUCAUACUCGUGAGCACAGUGCUUCUCGGGCCCGUAGCAUCGCUGGCGGGUACCACCUGUUGGUCUAAGGUUGUGUUGGAAAAGGCGACAUCGGUUCAGCCAUUGAUACAGCAAACUAAAGAGAAGUCUUACGCCUGAGACCCUAAAAUCUCAAGUGAUGUGAUCCGUUCCAAUUUGGUUCACAUAUGCAACGCAAUCUUCGAAACGGGAUCAUAGCUAGGAGAACACA
Dothidotthia symphoricarpi CBS 119687 is the source of this 811-nucleotide messenger RNA. RefSeq lists its product as uncharacterized. Lineage: Eukaryota; Fungi; Ascomycota; Dothideomycetes; Pleosporales; Dothidotthiaceae. The transcript has a single exon. The record is from RefSeq and is a predicted model, not a curated record. The coding region runs from base 121 to 720 and encodes 199 amino acids.